CGCCCCCGCCUCCUUCCCCAUACUACUUCGACACGGGCCCCCCUCCAUCCUUCUCUCCACCUCCGCCCCCAGGGAGAGCCUACGACACCAUCAGGUCGAGCUUUAAGCCCAGCCUGGAGGCGAAGCUGCACGGGCUGCCGCAGGUCAUCAGCGCGGCCGAGAUGUACGAUCAGGCGAGGACGUCCAUCCCCUACCCCGAAAGGCAGAAGAGGGCCCGGUCCAUGAUAAUCCUGCAAGAUUCCUCCCAUCUUCCUGUGGAGCCAACGGAGAUCCCCCGGCCCGGCCCGGCCACGACCCCUCCGGAGAAGCUGAAGAGGAAGGGGAGGGUGAUCGACAACCCCUACGCCAACAUGGGGCAGUUCAACGUCAGCCUGUUCGCUCCCACCAAGCCGCAGAGGAAGAAGAGCCCUCUGGUCAAGCAGCUGCAAGUGGAGGACGCGCAGGAGAGAGCGGCGCUGUCCAUCACCGGAGGCUUUACCAGGGAGCCCUCUCCCACCCGCAGGAGCCAUCGCCUGAGCGGCGUGGACUACCAGCACCACGCCGGCAUCGCGCAGGUCGAAGCCACGAGCAUCCCCUUUGCCACUGCCAUCGCUGGAGUCAUGAAGGACAGAGACCGGCGUCUGGACGAGAGGCGGAAAUCCACUGUCUUCCUCUCGGUCGGGGCCAUCGAGGGCACCCCCCCGAGCAGCGACAUGCCAUCCCUGCAGCAGUCCAGGUCUAUCGAUGAGCGGUUGUUAGGAAGCCGAGAUGUACUACUGCCUUCCCCCGUCUCAGCUUUAAAGCCAUUAAUUAGCAGCUCAUCCUCUACGUUCAUCCACCCCCUGACGGGAAAGCCCCUGGAUCCGAACUCGCCGCUGGCGCUUGCGCUGGCCGCAAGGGAGCGGGCCCUCUCCACCCAAGUCCCAUCCCGGUCGCCCACCCCGAUCCACAGCCCGGACUCCGACAGAGCAGCACCCCUGUUCGUGGACAUCCAAACCAAAGAACCGGAGCGGGUGGAGCUGGAGAGCCUGGUGUCCCCCGCGUAUUCUCCCGGAGGGAAAGGGGCCGUGGCGGCGGACGCGGCGGCGUUGGCCCCCGCCAAGAGCCCGUGGGGAACGCCGUCCACGCUGAGGAAAGAAGCCGAGGCCAGGGUGGAAGCCGCCGGCAAGGAGGAGAAGAAGCCGGAGGACAAGAAGUCCAUGAUCAUCAGCAUCGUGGACACGUCGCAGCAGAAGACGGCCGGCCUGAUCAUGGUUCACGCCACAAGUAACGGCCAAGACGAGAUAGGACUUGAGGUGAAGGAGGAGAAAGCGGCGGCGCCCGAAGCCUGCGCCGAGCCGGCGGAGCCGCCCCAAGCGGAGCCGCAGCCCAGCCCCGCCGGGAAGGCCCCGGCCGACAAAGCGCUGGGGCAGGGCAGCUCGGAGGAGGAGGUGGAGCCCUACACCGUGACGCUGCCGCCGGCGCAGCUGUCCUCGAGUGACGAAGAGACCAGGGAGGAGCUGGCCAAGAUCGGGCUGGUGCCUCCGCCCGACGAGUUUGCCAACGGGGUCCUGGUCACCACCCCCGGCACCCCCGUCAGCCACCUGGCGACGCCCAGCACGCCAUCCGCACCAGCGGCUGCAGGAGCUCCUCCUCCCGCGGGCGGAACACCCUCAGGGAAGCCCCCCGAUGCCCCCGCAGCCCCGGAGUCCGCGGCGGACUCGGGCGUGGAAGAGGUGGACACCAGAAGUUCGAGCGACCACCACCUGGAGACCACAAGCACCAUCUCCACGGUCUCCAGCAUGUCGACGCUGUCGUCCGAGAGCGGGGAGCCCACCGACACGUACACUUCCUUUGCGGAUGGACAAACUUUUAUACUCGAGAAGCCACCAGUGCCUCCAAAGCCAAAACUCAAGUCCCAGCUCAGCAAGGGGCCAGUUACUUUCAGGGACCCACUUUUGAAGCAGUCUUCGGACAGCGAGCUCAUCUCCCAGCAACAUGCGGCCACGCUGGCGUCCGCCAGCAUUGGCCGGCCACGCUACCUCUUUCAGAGAAGGUCCAAGCUAUGGGGGGACCCCAUGGAGAGCCGGCCGAUCCAUGGGGCUGACGACGACAAGCCAACUGUGAUCAGUGAGCUAAGCUCCCGCCUACAGCAGCUGAACAAGGACACGCGGUCGCUGGGGGAGGAACCGGCCGGCUCCGCGCUGGACCCCGGGAAGAAGUCGCCGGUGGUCGCGGCACGACUUUUCAGUAGUUUAGGAGAACUCAGCACCAUUUCCCAGCGGAGCUCCGGGACCACCUACACAGUUCGACCUGGCAGUCGCUACCCUGUAACCCGACGUACCCCCAGCCCCGUGAAGCCGGCUCUGGAUCGGACAGAGCCGCUCAGCACCGUGCGGCCGUACGGCCUGACCCCUCCCACCAUCCUCAAAUCUUCCAGCCUCUCCAUCCCACACGAGCCCAAGGAGGUGCGCUUUGUGGUGAGGAGUGUGAGCGCCCGGAGCCGCUCCCCGUCCCCAUCCCCCUCGCCAGGGCCGCCCCUGCACACCCUCCACCCGCCGAGGCCCUUCAUGCAGAAACCCCUCCACCUGUGGAACAAGUACGACGUUGGGGACUGGCUGGAAAGCAUCAACUUGGUGGAGCACCGAGACAAGUUUGAGGACCAUGAGAUCGAGGGCACGCAUCUGCCCGCCCUCACCAAGGAGGACUUUGUGGAGUUGGGGGUGACACGGGUCGGGCACCGGAUGAACAUUGAGCGGGCGCUCAAGCAGCUGGUGGACAGCUGACCGUGCUAGGCAGUGCCGGCCUCUUCCAGAGCCACCCAUGGGGGGGGGGGGGGGGGGGGAACAUUUCUACCAGACUAAUAAAACCCACUUCGAUUCUCUUUCUACUCUGAGCACUGCACUGAAGGGUGUGGAGCCUGACGGCUCCCGCCUGCUCCUAGGCGGCCCCGUGCCGCACACACGCAGCCCCGCUCAGCCCUGCCGGCCCCGCGACGCCUUCGGGAAAAGGAAUGUUGCAUGAAAUACAUCCUCUUUUCCGUCCCUCCCAGAGAGUCCGGCCUGUAUAUCGCUUGAUGUGCUCUUGCCCGGGGGCGUCGCUGGAGGCCGGAGGGGCCGAGGAGCCAUGUGCUGCCGCGCCCGGGCUCUGUGUCUGGCCUGUGGCACGGUGACACCUGGCUGGGGCUGGGGGCCGGUCCGCCGCCAGGCGAGGAGCCUGACCCUCCUGCGGGUGCCUCGUGUGGCAGGUGGGAACAGGCCGACCAGGCCCUGGGGUGCGCAGCACAGCCAGGCCCAGCAGUGCAGCCAGGCCCAGCAGUGCGGCUAAACCCAAUGGUGCAUCUAGGCCCAGCGGCAUGGCUAGGCCUGGCAGUGGAUCUAGGCCUGGCGGUGUGGCUAGGCCCAGCAGCACGGCUAGGCCCAGUGGUGCACCUAGGCCCAGCAGUGCGACUAGGCCCAGUGACAUGGCUGGCCCCAGUGGCACACCUAGGCCCAGUGGCACAGUUAGGCCCAGCAGCACAGUUAGGCCCGGCGGCACAGUUAGGCCUGGCGGCACAGUUAGGCCUGGCGGCACAGUUAGGCCUGGCGGCACAGUUAGGCCUGGCGGCACAGUUAGGCCUGGCGGCACAGCGAGGCCUGGUGGCACGGCUAGGCCUGGCAGUGCAGCCUGCUGCAGGAGGCAGGCAGGGUGCUGAGGAGGGGGAGCAGCCUCGGCAGCGGGGUGGCCCAGAGAGGUGCCCUGGUGCCGUGGGGAUAGUUGCCCCGCUCCUGCCCCGCUCCUCGCCCCACAGCCCCUCGUCUGGCUCUCCCAGCAGACCAGAGCUGGGCAAGAGAGGAGAGGGACCGAAACCGCAUGGAUUGAAGCAUGUUUGGGGGGUGUCGAGGGAGGCUGGUGGGGACCCAGCAGCAAACGCUUUGCCAACGGUGAGGGUGGGGGGUGGGGGGAGGUGUUUGGUUUCCUCUUGGUUUGGGGUCUUGUUUCCAAGGGGACACGUUGAUGGGUAAUAUAUAAUCUCCGUGCAUUUAUAUAGAGAGCAGCUGAUGAUCUACAAGAGACAAUUCUGACCUACAGGAUUCCCACUCUGUCCUUGUCAUCCUUAUUUUGCAUCUUUUUAAUCAAUCAGCUAUAUAUUUGAAAAGAGAGAACAAAUAUCUAUAUAUCUAUAUCUAUAGCUAUAGCCACCUGAUUUUGUUAUAAUUUUACUAAAUCUAUAUAUCUCUAGACUUGUUGAGAUGCUGAUGAGGAGGUGCCUGCACCCCUCCCCCGGGACACCCAUAGCUCAUGGGAGUUUUUAGCGACUGACUGAAUGAAUGUUAAAAAAAGAGUCUUUUUAAAAAAAAAAACUUAAAAAAAAAAAAAACCAACAGCUCCUUUCAGACACUCU
Messenger RNA from Numida meleagris (helmeted guineafowl), 4342 nucleotides. It is a transcript of the gene SHANK3, whose product is annotated as SH3 and multiple ankyrin repeat domains 3. Gene Ontology annotation, cellular component: postsynaptic density; postsynaptic membrane; dendritic spine. NCBI's taxonomy places the organism in Eukaryota, Metazoa, Chordata, Aves, Galliformes, Numididae. Bases 162 to 2744 code for a protein of 860 amino acids. The transcript is spliced from 2 exons. The record is from RefSeq and is a predicted model, not a curated record. Gene Ontology annotation, molecular function: ionotropic glutamate receptor binding; synaptic receptor adaptor activity.